This is a messenger RNA of Esox lucius (northern pike), 3767 nucleotides long. It is a transcript of the gene angpt4, whose product is annotated as angiopoietin 4. Lineage: Eukaryota; Metazoa; Chordata; Actinopteri; Esociformes; Esocidae. The record is from RefSeq and is a predicted model, not a curated record. The transcript has 9 exons. The coding region runs from base 437 to 1957 and encodes 506 amino acids.
GGAUGGGAAGAAAGAAUUUCUCUCUUUUUUUGGGGGGGGGGCAUUGAAAAUUGGGAGACUCAUUUGGAAUUGAUCUCUACCUCUGGUUCUCUUCAAGUCUCUCUCUCUCUCACUGCUUCCCACUCUCCUCUGUGGCUAUUCAGGGGUCAGUGUUUGUGGCUGCUCCCUUAAGUAGGACAGAGCCCAGGGAAGGUUUAAAGGAAACUAGGACCUGCAGGGAUAAGAACUGGACUAUUAAGAAACAAAGCACAGUCUAUAUCAUUCUAAAUUAAGAAGAAAUGAACAGAAGGGUUUUCUUCCCUUUUCCAGAUGCGUUCCCUUUUUCCAGUGGAAUCAUGUCAAACCUUAUGUGAAGUGAAUAAGUGAAGGGGAAGCGCUUUCAUCACAAAACCACGGCACAGGUGCUACUACCUGGGCAUUGAGGUGAGCGUGAACCAUGAAGCGAGUCCUGUUGGGCUGGGGGUUGAUACUGGCUGCUGGGCUAGUGGUUACCAGUGUAGUGGAGGCUGGUGGAGGUGAUGGAGGAGGAGGAAGUAGAGGGCAGAGACGUGGGGGAGACAAGCGCCGGAGACUCCAUCAUGUCCAGCACGGACACUGCAGCUACACCUUCAUCCUACCUGAGUUGGAGAGCUGUCAGGCCAGCCAGAAUCAAUAUGGCAAAGCCAACAUGGUUCAAAGAGACGCGCCCCCACCUGCAGAGAGUGAUUGGUCUGCCCAGAAACUGCAACACCUGGAGACCGCAAUGGAGAACAACAUGCAGUGGCUGCAAAAGCUAGAAAACUAUAUCCAGGAGAACAUCAAAACGGAGAUGGUGCAUAUCCAAACUCAUGCAGUUCAUAACCAGACAGCUACCAUGCUGGAGAUUGGAACAAACCUGUUGACCCAGACUGCAGAACAGACCCGCAAGCUAAAUGUGGUCGAAGCUAAGGUUAUGAACCAGACAUCAAGAUUUGAGAUCCAGUUGUUGGAGAACUCAUUAUCUACAAAUAAGCUGGAAAAAGAAUUAUUGGUGCAGACUUCUGAAAUCACCAAACUUCAAGACAAGAACAGUUGUUUGGAGAACAAGGUGCAGGUGUUGGAGUUGCAGCAGCAGGAUGAGCUGGAGGACAUGAGAGAGGAGAAGAAGAGGUUACAAGCCCUGGUGAGGACCCAAACAACAGCCAUUGAGGCUCUAGAAAGACAGUUGAGGGUGGCAAGCACCAACAGCUCAGCCCUGCAGAAACAGCAGCAGCAGCUCAUGGAGUCCAUCAACGUGCUCAUCAACAAAGUGUCUACAAAUACAGGGUCAUUGCUGAAAGACCAGUGGUUUCAUGACUGUGCAGAAGCCUAUAAAGCAGGACACAACAUCAGUGGGAUCUACAACAUUUACAUCGGUAACAUGACAGAUCCCACCCAGGUUUUUUGUGACAUGGAGACUAGUGGAGGAGGUUGGACGUUGUUCCAGCGCAGGUUCAAUGGGAAUGUGGACUUCCAGAGAACAUGGAAAGAAUACAAACUGGGAUUUGGGGACCCUGCUGGAGAGCACUGGUUGGGGAAUGAGCUGGUGUUUCAGAUGACAAGUCAAAACCAGUACACCCUGAGAGUGGAGCUGAGAGACUGGGAGGGAAACACACCCUACUCCCACUACGACAAGUUCCAACUGGUUGGUGAAAAACAACAAUACAGGCUAUCCCUGCGGGGCUACAGCGGAACAGCAGGAGAGCAGAGUAGCCUGGCAUCCCAUGGAACCAGCUUCAGCACCCGCGAUGCAGACAAUGACAACUGCCAGUGCAAGUGUGCCCUUAUGCUGACAGGGGGUUGGUGGUUCGACGCUUGUGGCUUGUCCAACCUUAACGGUAUUUACUACAACGUGGGACACAACAUACGCAAGCUCAAUGGCAUCAAGUGGCAUCACUUUCGGGGACCGAGCUACUCACUACGUUCUACCACCAUGAUGAUCCGACCAUCUGACUUUUAAGACAGGACCCAAUCAUUUAGAGAGAAUGGCUACAUGUUUUAAGGGGAAAUAAUUUUCCAGUUUUUGCCUCCAAGACAUAUUGUCGUGGGGAUAGGAGACCAAGAAUUGUUAAUCAGUCUAUAAUAAACAAUCAGUCACUGGAUGACUGGGUGUGGUGUAAUACAAGCAAACACUUUGGAAUUCAGCAGAAGAGGCCAGACUGACCGUGUCAAUAACUCUUUUAGUAUAUAUUAUAAUUCACUAGAUUCGCAAUCUUCUUAUGUCUUCCUAAAACACUGUUUACUGGUGAUGUAAACAAUACGCCUCUAUACAGCUUUCCCAAACCCUCUGCCUUCUACAACAUUCUGAAGCUGUCAUCAUCAAGACAACAUCAAAUACAUCAAUGAGGCGAGAAGACUGAUUGGCAUAAACUGCUGAUGAAUACAAAACGUGAAAGAAGAAAGGGAGGAUAUUUGGUCAGAAUGUGCACAAAUAUAAUAAUUGUAUAAUAUUACAAUUAUAAUUUUGUUAAUUUUUGUAUUUCCAAAAAUGUUUGGGUCAAAAUGUUAUUUGCAUAUUAUAAAUGUAAACUGAAUUUUACUUAAUUGUUCUGCAGAACUGGAUUGUAUGUUUAAAUACUGCAUUAAUUGCUGUGCCAUUUUAUUUGACUGAACUGGUGUGAAUUUUAUACUUCUACUAGAUUAUUUUCAAUUAAGGACAUCUCUUAUGUUAAAUACUUUUUAUUGACCUACAUUUUCAGAUGAUGCACUUUAUCAGAUAGAGUAGGCCUUACUUUUCCUACAAGGGGGAGAAAUACAUAAUUAUAAGUUACAUCUGUAGGGGGUUUCUUGCCAGUUCACUAAUGUAAGCUUGAAUGAUUCAUUUAGAUUCGAAACGUACAACUACUUUCAUACUUUAACAGCACACGUGACUUGUGACACAAUUAAAUCGUUAAUCAAAUCAUAUUACAACAUUGUAAAAUAAAAAUAAUUGAAAGGAUAAUUGAAAAUGUUAGAUACUAACAGGAAAGUUGGACCUUAAGAGGAAAAAAGAAAAGUAAAAUGCUCUCUUACAUUUCUUGAUUUUUGGUUUUUGGACCUUUUAAUUUCCAUCUUGAUUUUCCUUUUAGUUUAUAUAUGCAUGUACAUUGCUUCUUCAAAGAGUGGCCAUGUAACAAACCCCAAGAAAAGGACAUUUCCAUAAGACAGCACACACAGCAAGCUUGAAACUCUUGCAUGCAAACUUGGCAUCAAAUUGUUGAAACGAUGACACUUCACUCAGGUAACUGAUAAUAUUAUAGUUACUUUUAUUUUAUAAUCUUACUUUAAUAUUUUUAUGAAUUGUAAUUUAAUAGCAUUCCAUAGCAUCAGCUUGCGAGAAACAGUCUUGGUCUUGGUCUAACAACAGUAUCUGCUAAUAGCAACAUCAGUUAUCUGCAUUUUUUAUAUUAAGGGCAUAAAACAGUGCCCAGGAAAUAAUUUAAUCAAAUUCUUAGGUUCUACCACUAAAUUGAAACCAAUAAUUAUUUUGUAGUGUCUUUUUUGCACCCGGGUGAGAAUAGCCAUACGGCAGCUAAUCGACUAUUUGCACCCACCCAAAUAAAUGACGUAAUGUAUAGCUAUGUGCAUCAAUGGCUGCAUAACGCAAGUCGAUAGGUAUGUACAUCAACGGUAGCAGACGCCAAAUAUUAUUGGGCACUUGGCCCUGGCAGCUGACUCCUUAGUGCAGUAGGAAGGGUGUCAGUCUUACAAAUCUCUAAGUUGUGAAUUAAAUCAUCACAGAAGGCGUGGUUUUUACUGCAUUUCAUUGUAAUAUACUUGUACUUGUUCAA